Molecule: messenger RNA, 657 nt
Organism: Lytechinus pictus (painted urchin)
Lineage: Eukaryota; Metazoa; Echinodermata; Echinoidea; Temnopleuroida; Toxopneustidae
Exons: 3
Coding region: 208-540 (110 amino acids)
Source: RefSeq, a predicted model, not a curated record
UUGCUGUAAUUUGUACGGUAAAUUGAUGUAAAUUUUAACAGUAAGAUACUGUAAUGAUGAUUUUACAGUAAUUUGCCGUAUUAUUCAGGCGGUUCACGGUAAUUUACAGCAAUCAUUCGAGUUCUUUUUUUGGGAGAUCAACUUUACAGUAAUUUACUGUAAUUGAGCACGCGAAAUGCAUUCUGGGAUACAACACGUCACACGCGCAUGCGCCUCUUACUCGGCGCGGAGCAUAAAUUCUUGCAAAAUUUCGAGUGUCAGAUCGAUAAGAAGUGCCGUCGGAACUGCUGUUGUUUUGAAUUCAACUUUACGUCUCCGGUCAAGUACACAUUCCCUGUACUUCUCGUGGAAGCUGCGGCUGCAAAAGAUGAUGCAAACCUGCAUGAUGUAGCAUCUGGUGUGCUGAGAGGGUUGCAGAGCCUGUUUAAAGAAGGGAAUGACUCCCUUUUCCUCAUCCGUGAUGUUACAGAUACUGCUGAGGACAUGGAGAAAGAGGGAGAUGCAUCUGAUUCACCCAAACUCAUAAUCCAAGGUGCAUGACAACUUCCAGUGUUUUUAAUCAAACCUCUUAGAAUAAUAUAAUACAGACAUUUAAAACAUUCUCAGAUUUAGGUUUAGACUAAAUCUGUACAGACAUGUACGUUUAUUUUGUGUCAA